AUGAUGUCAACCUAUCGAAAGGUAAUAAUGUGGAUAAGCGUAACACUCCAGAAGCUACAUAUCACGAUCGAACCUUUUGGAUUUCUCUUCGUCAUGGCAACUGUUAUACAGGUAAAAUUCUCCAAACUCUACCGUCUUGUUUUGUUAAUCAACCUAAUUCUUGUUUGCCCACAGUCUGUCCCUAAACAAUACAUACUUUCCUACAAAGUCUGCAGAAGCCAUUAUGGCUUCAAUUUAAAUUUAAGUGAUUGCUAUGGUAGUAAUCAAACGCAUUCGGUUUCCAAACAAAGUACUCUGGAAACAUCGGAUCACAUCGAAAGUUAUGCCAGCAUCUUGAAUAUUUACGGCUCACUGAUUAAUCACAUCCUUUCAGCCCUCUUUGUCUUAUUAUUCGGACCACUCAGCAAUCAGUAUGGAACGAAAUUCUUGAUGGUUGCUCCUGUCAUUGGUCAAAUAAUAUCCACCUUAAUCCUCAUGGCAAAUUAUUUCGCGGAUUCGCUUCCAGCUGAAUUUCUUCUUUUCGGAGACAUGUCAAUAGGUGUCCUAGGGGGCAGAGCUACCUUUGUUAUGGCUGUGAACACUUACAUUGUGGAUGUAACGCUGGAAGAAAUCAGGACGCUCCGACUGGCUAUCAUGGCCGGUGUUAUUGCGAUGGCUGUGCAGAUUUCAUCACAAGUGAUUAGUGCCGUUAUAUACAAUCUAGGCGGUUACCUGGCCAUUUGGUUGAGCGCACUUGGUUUCUAUGCCUUAUCAUUGAUUUACCUGUUUUUCUUUGUUCGUGAUUCACGAGGCCAACCAGCGAAAAAUCGAUUCACUCGGCUUAUUGUGAUAAAAUCCACUUCAGCAAAGGAAGCAGAACAAGCAAUAAGAGAAUCACUCUCAGAAAAAUGCAACUGUGAAUCCAUUCUGAAGAAUGUGCGGCAGUGGUCCGUCAUCGCUUUUAAACGACGGAAAGGAUACGAACGCACUUUCAUUUUUUGUUUGAUGUUCUGCUUUUUCUUGAAUUGUUUUUCGUACGCCCACUACGGCGCUGCUUACCUUUACACGAGAGACUACUUUUCCUGGAAUCAUUCUGACUUUACUUUGUACACGGCUAGUUUUUCAUUUGUGGAAAUCCUUGGAACUCUUCUCCUCUUGCCUCUUCUCUCAGAUUAUUUGAGAUUCUCGGACACUUUAAUUGGCAUUUUGUCGUCAAGUGGCAAAGUGUUGUCUUACCUAUUUAUAGCUUUCGCCGCAUCUUCAACGAUCGUGUAUCUCUCCACGCUUGGUCAUGUUUUGUCGUUGGGAAUUACCGUGGUCAUCAGAUCACUGCUCUCCAAAUUGGUGAAAGCCGAUGAAAUCAGUCACGUCUAUUCAUUUGUUGCUGUCUUAGAAUCGAUUGUUCCUCUUAUUGCGUUGGUCAGCUUCGAUUCGUUGUACAAAGCAACUCGGGACUUGUUUUCUGCAACCGUUUUUCUCGUUGAGAUGGGCAUUGAAAUCAUUCUAUUAAUGGCAUUCGUCGGCGUUCUGAUUCUUCAGAAGAAGGAGAAGGCAAAUAGCGUCCGCCCUGCCAGCAACUAUUACCUAUCGCCGUUUAAGAGGCCAAAAAAAUAACAAUGACGUUAUGUGCCAAUAAAUAAUAUUAUUCCAUGUUUAACACGCUUUUCUAUAGGUGUCGUAUGACAAAUGUACGCCAAGGGUUUCUUAUAGAACGGGGAAAAAAAUACACAGCUGUU
This is a messenger RNA of Daphnia magna, 1715 nucleotides long. RefSeq names its product solute carrier family 46 member 3-like. Gene Ontology annotation, biological process: transmembrane transport. Gene Ontology annotation, molecular function: transmembrane transporter activity. The coding region runs from base 1 to 1593 and encodes 530 amino acids. Lineage: Eukaryota; Metazoa; Arthropoda; Branchiopoda; Diplostraca; Daphniidae. The transcript is spliced from 7 exons. The record is from RefSeq and is a predicted model, not a curated record. Gene Ontology annotation, cellular component: membrane.